CUGGCUUCCCCUGCCGCGGAACCCUGGGAAUUGUAGUUCUUCAAGCAAAUAAUAUCUUUAUUUCUCAAUGUUUUACUUGCGGCCAAGACUACAUUUCCCAGAGUUCCUUGCAAGGAAAUGGAAUCAUGCAUGCAACUGAACGAAGCAAGCGUCUGUUGCAGAACCAGAAACCAGUUUAAUACAUCUUACUGAAGAGGCAUUUUGUGGGGGCUUUUUUCCCCUGGAGAGACUUUGGGCUGCGAGAGAUUACAACCAGUCCUCUCUUUUGGAGUUUGCCUCUUUCAGGAACGAGUGUGCUGGAGAGACUGGUUUCAAACCGGUUUAAGGUUGUGUCCACACGCCUUCGCUUGGCUUUCCCCAGAAAGACGUUUACCUUAAUGCAAAGCAAAGAUAGCCCCAGGGAAUCGAAUGCUGUUAGAUGCCUCCGAUAAUUCACCUGCGUGGUCCCUAAGUAAGACCUGUCAGUGCUGCAGCAGGAUCAGCCUUGGGACUGACCUGACCCUGGCUAAGGGAGCAGAAGUUGGGUCCACCUUACUCCAUGUUUCUAGCAAAAACCUUGAAACAAAAGGUAUGCACUAGGAUCAACCCAUCACUGGAUUGCUGGGUUUGGAUUAGCCAAGGGUCAAAAUGGAGGAGCAAAACCCUGCAGGCCCUGAACUGGAAGUGAGACCAGAAGGGGUGGGAAAAGCACAUUUUGGGGGUCUACCAGAAUGUGCGACAGAGCAGCCAGAGUGGAGAGCACUGGGUAAGGGGAUGCAGCAUCAUGGGGAAGCCCAAUGCCUGGAGUUUCUGAGGGGGCUGGAUUCUCCUCAGAAGGCUUGGGGAAGCCCACUUCUGAUGGAGGCCAUGUCGUGGGACAACAUCAAGACUUUUCUAUCCUCUUUCGAGCAAAUUGCGGAAGCCUGUCAGUGGCCUGGAGAAGAGUGGGUGAACCGGCUCCUGCCAGCACUUAGCGGGGAUGUUGAGCAGGCCCUGAGCAGGCUGGAAGGCACAGACAGGGAGGAUUAUGGGAAGGUCAAGGCCACCAUCUUGCGAGAGGAUGCCAUGAGAAUGGAGCUGCAGCGCCAGCACUUCCGGCAGUUCCGCUACCAGGAGGUGGAGCACCCGCGAAGGAUUUACAGCCAACUUCGGGAGCUCUGCCAUCAGUGGCUGAGACCGGAGAGACACACCAAGGAGCAGAUCUUAGAGCUGCUGAUCUUGGAGCAGUUCCUGACCAUCCUGCCACAUGAUCUGCAGUCUUGGGUCAGGGAAGGGAGACCAGACAACUGUGCCCAGGCAGUGGCCCUGGUGGAGGAUUUCCUGAUGAAUCGGCAGAAAGCUGACUCGUGGAAAUGGCAGGAGCCAAUGCAGGAGGCGGUCAGGAGUUCCUUGGUGGCAGAAGCGACUCCGUCAAACUCUUCUCAGAGAGAGGCCUACAUGGAUAUGAAGCAGAAAGGUGAAGUGGAUAUUGAUUUGCUGGCCAACGGAACAACAUUCCCAAAUCAUUCCAGUCCGCUGCUUCCUCCUGAGGGACGGGGAAUGGCUGGGCUGACUGAGGGUCCGGCAAGCUUCAAGGAGCAGGAGGCAUCUUUUGACAAAGAUGAUCGGACUCAAGUACAUCCAGGACAAAGAACGAUGUUCUGGCAAGUCAAAGAGGAGAUCUGUGGGAAUGUAGGUUCCUUGGAGGGACUUUUGAUUCCCAAACUUGACCUCACCUUCCAUCCAGAAAAAGGGGAGAAGAUGUUUUUCCAGGACCAAGAUUCAGGUAAGAGAAGAGAGAUCAAGAUGGAGUCUUCUCAUCAAGUUGGGACUGGACCAGAGGAAAUGCCCCACCACAAUGUUUCUGAGAUGACCAAGUUUCCAGAGCAAAGGUGUGAGUCUAAAGGACAGCAUGGAAAGAACAAAUGUGGUGACAGUUUGGGAAGUCUUACAGCUGGUGGUGGUGAAGGCACUGGGGCAGAAAAGCCCCUGGCCUCCCAGCAUGGAAGAAAAUACCAGUACAACUUGGGACUUGUAAAGAUAGAUGCCGAAGAAAGCCCUUACGAAUGUUCUGUGUGUGGGGAAAGCUUCCAGCAAGAAGGUCAGCUUGCUGAACAUCAGAGAAUGCACACCACAGAGGAAACAUAUGAAUGGUCUGAGUGCGGGAAAUCCUUCUCACAGAGAGAAAUGUGGGCUAGUGAACAGAGUAGCUCUCUGGCAGAGAAACCUUAUGAAUGCCCUGAGUGUGGGAAAAGGUUCAGUUACAGAGCAACUUUAAUGAGACAUCGGAGAAUCCAUACUGAAGAGAAGCCACAUAAAUGUUCUCACUGUGGUAAAAGCUUCUCUCAGAGAACGAACUUAAUGAGUCAUCUGAGAAUCCAUACUGGAGAGAGGCCAUAUCAAUGUUCACAAUGUGGGAAAGGCUUCAGGUGGCAAUUGCAUUUGAAAAGACAUCAGAAAAUCCAUACAGGAGAGAAACCGCAUGAGUGCCCCGAGUGUGGGAAAAGCUUCUCUCGGAGGGAUACGUUGAUCAAUCAUCGGAGAACCCAUACGGGAGAGAAGCCUUAUGAAUGCCCCGAGUGUGGGAGAAACUUCAAUCAUCCGUGUAAUUUGAUUGAACAUCAGAAAACUCAUACAGGAGAAAAACCACAUGAGUGCCCUGAGUGCGGGAAAAACUUCUCUCGGAGAGAUACACUGAUCAAACACCAGAGAACCCAUACGGGGGAGAAACCUUAUGAAUGCCCCGAAUGUGGGAAAAGUUUCAAUCAUCCAUGUCGCUUGAUUGACCAUCAGAAAAUCCAUACAGGAGAGAAACCACACGAAUGCCCUGAGUGUGGGAAAAACUUCUCUCGGAGAGAUACGUUGAUCAAACAUCAAAGAACCCAUGCAGAGGGGAAACCUUAUGAAUGCCCUGAGUGUGGGAAAACCUUCCUUCAAAAAAAGGCAUUCAUUAGACAUCAGAUAAUUCAUUUAGGAGAUAAAUCCAGCUAAUGUUCUUUGCAGUGCCAGAUUCUACAGAAAAAGGAAGAAAAGGUUUUACUAGCAAAAUUCACCUUGUUUUAUGUUGGAUAACUUACUUAUCAGUACCACAGAGGAAAGUGUCUUUCUCCCGCCCCAAAGUGUCUAUCAGAAGUACUAGGGGAAAAGGUAAAGGUAAAGGUUGUGCCAUUGAGUCGGGUUGACUCCUGGAGACCACAGAGCCAUAAACCACAGCAAAAACCUUUGAAGUUGGAAAUCUAGAGUGCCUUUAUUAAGGAAGUUAACAAAAUGUGGUGAUGAAUUAAAAAUAUAUAAACAAGAAAUUGUAAAGAGGUUAGCAGAAGCAGAAAAGAGUUUAGGUAAAAGGCUGACAAAGCUAGAAGAAAAGAGCACAAAUACGUUAAGAAAUGAAUUCAUUAAUCAGGAAGUUAAAGAUCAAAGUGAAAAACAUAAAGUAGAAACUAAUAAAAUAGAAACUGGAUAAAGCUUUUCAGUUAGCAAAAGCUUUUGAAAAACGAAAAGCAGUAAUUAUUUAUGUGAUAGUACAGAGGGUUGACAAUAUGACUAGGAAAAAUAAUAUAUGCAUCAGAACACUAAAGUAUGCAUCAGAACACUAAAUCUUACUUUUCCAAGUAGAGGCCAAAUGGUUCCUGUUUUGGGGUUGCAUUGGUUCAUCAGUCAAUAUAAAAAUAGAUUCUGAUCCAUGGAUUAAUAGCUCUUUUUCAAAAAUGAAUAAAGAUUAUCAGGACAACUUUGAAAACUGAUAAAAGACUGAAUCAGUUAAACUGAUCAGUUUAACUUUGAAAACUGAUAAAAGAAGAUAGCUCUUCACCACGUUUCAAUCAUCAAUAUUUUUUUCAGAUCUUUCAGCAAUUGCUCUAAAUAAAAGAGGAUGUUUUAAAGGAAAAACAGAAUAAAGGAUUUUAGAUGUGAUUUUUUCCUCUUUACUUGGGGGGAAAAAAGACAAUGAUUACAAUUGCUGUAAAAGAAGCAAGAUCCAUUGGAUCACGUUGAUGUAAUAAUUGAGGUAAAUGAGAAUCAGGAAUGUAGAAACAGGAAUGUGUUAUUCAUGAGGAGGAAUCGGUUAAAGGAAAAAUUUUUAGCAUUUAGCUAUAAAGUAUCUAAAAGCUCUACUGAAUAAUAUUGGUAUUAUUAAAGUGUUAGUUACUUUAGGCUUUUCCUUACUCUGGCUCUAGUUUCUUUUGUUUCUUGGCUCAGUUUCAUUUUUGUUCUUCUUCUCCUUAGCAUUUUAAAGAUAAUAACAAUGACUCACUGAAGUUAUCAUCUCUGUGUAUUGCAGGGCUUCAUAGGGAUUGAGAGGAGGAGGAUUAAGUGAGAAGUAGUGCAUAAGAAUGUGGGCAUGAAACAAACAUAAGAACAAAUUUUAAAGUAUGCUGUUUUCAAGGUGAAAUAUAUAUAUCAUGCACUAAAACUCAAGACAUUUUGACAAGAAUUCUUAAUAAAGCUCUUUAAAAGGUAAUUCUUAUGUAAAGACAUAAAGGAGCAUACUUUUUUUAAAUACAAAGGUGAUUUGGAAUUCUUUAAAUUAGCAAUAGGCUGGCCAACAUGCUGUGUAACCAGCAUUGAAGUUUAUGAUGCAGAGAAAACAGUUUCUGAUUCUGGAGAGGAGAGCUGGUUUUGAGGUAAAGUAAAGUUGUACCAUCGAGUCGGUGUUGACAGCUGGCGACUACAAAGCUAUGUGGUUGUCUUUGAUAGAAUACAGGAGGGGUUUACCAUUGCCAUCUCCCUUGCAGUAUGAGAUGAUGCCUUUCAGCACCUUCCUAUAUUGUUGCUGCCCAAUAUAGGAGUUUCCCAUAGUCUGGGAAACAUACCAGCGGGGAUUCCAACCAGCAACCUCUUGCUCCCUAAGCAAGUUACUUCCCCACUGUGCCAUUAGGUGGCUCUUGAGGACUUGUGGUAGGGUCUGCCCUAGUUUGUAUUUGUAUUUGUAUUUUUACAUUUAUAUCCCGCUCUUCCUUCAAGGAGCCCAGAGCGGUGUACUACAUACUUGAGUUUCUCUUUCACAACAGCCCUGUGAAGUAGUUUAGGCUGAGAGAGACGUGACUGGCCCAGAGUCACCCAGCUAGUUUCAUGGCUGAAUGGGGAUUUGAACUCGGGUCUCCCCGGUCCUAGUCCAGCACUCUAACCACUACACCACGCUGGCUCUGUUUGCACGUGUUUGCAUGUGAAUGAGAGACUGCAUGUGUGAGCACUGUAAGAUAUUCUCCUUUGGGAAGAGCACCUGCCUGCUUGCAUGCAGAAAGUUCGAAGUUCCCUCCCUGGCAGCAUCUCCAAGAUAGGGUGGAGAGAGACUCCUGCCUGUAACCUUGGAGAAGCUGCUGCCAGUCUGUGUAGACAAAACUGAGCUAGAUGGACCAAUGGUCUGACUCAGUAGAAGGCAGCUCCCCAUGUUCUUAUGACCCGCUGGGGCUGCUGCGCACCUGGAAGGCAGUCUUGGCAGUCUUGUGCAAGAGCACAGAUGCACAACUACUUAAAACAGCGUAUGGACACUUGUGCCUCCAUAUUCUUUAAGUCAUAUCAGAUCACUAAAGCUAUUCCAGAGGUCUGUCUUCGGACUUAAAAAUUUGCCACAAGUAGUUCAUGAGCCAGCUGGGGAGGUCAGUACUAUUUGGGGGAAUGAAUGUUAAUUGUGAUUUUUGACAAGGGUCUACACCCCUAGAGAUAGCCACCUAAUGCCCCAGUGGGGGAAUAAAUAAUAAAUAAAUAAAACAAAUUAUCAAGUCAGAGGUUGCCAGUUCGAAUCCCCCUGGUAUCUUUCCCAGAUUAUGGGAAACACCUCUAUUGGGCAGCAGCGAUAUAG
Hemicordylus capensis (graceful crag lizard) is the source of this 5758-nucleotide messenger RNA. Its product is annotated as zinc finger protein 436-like. The record is from RefSeq and is a predicted model, not a curated record. Gene Ontology annotation, biological process: regulation of transcription by RNA polymerase II. Bases 628 to 2949 code for a protein of 773 amino acids. Gene Ontology annotation, molecular function: RNA polymerase II cis-regulatory region sequence-specific DNA binding; DNA-binding transcription factor activity. The transcript has 7 exons. Lineage: Eukaryota; Metazoa; Chordata; Lepidosauria; Squamata; Cordylidae.